AAAAGUGAAAAGUGUUACGAGCGUAUGUCCGUUGCGCAAGAAAGAACUGAAUGCUCUGACACGUGUUUUGCAAAUUUGUGAAACGUAUUACCAUAACCUCUGAAGACAUAACCUCAAAACACCAUCAUGGGAAAGUUGAACGUGACAAUGUUGCGUUAUCUGAGUCGUGAAGAUUUUCGCGUUUUAACAGCCAUUGAAAUGGGAAUGAAGAAUCACGAACUCGUUCCAGCAUCGUUGGCUGCUCAGAUAGCCAAUCUGCGGCAUGGCGGAGUACACAAAUUACUGAAAGAGUUGUGUAAACAUCGUUUGUUGAGUUACGAACGCGGGAAACAUUAUGAUGGUUAUCGUCUCACUAAUUCAGGAUACGAUUAUCUGGCUCUGAAGGUUCUAGCGACACGAGGUGUCCUUUCGUCGUUCGGCAACCAGAUUGGAACUGGAAAGGAGUCGAAUAUCUAUGUAGUAGCUGAUGAGCAAGGGAAUCCUGUCUGCUUGAAGCUACACAGGCUUGGAAGGACUUGUUUCCGAAAUAUAAAAGAUAAAAGGGAUUAUCAUCAGCACAGAAAAUCCAUGUCUUGGCUCUACCUUUCACGAAUAUCAGCUACACGGGAAUUCGCCUACAUGAAGGCACUUCUUGAUCGAGGAUUUCCUGUACCGAAGCCCAUCGAUUUUAAUAGACAUUGCCUUGUUAUGGAGCUUAUUGACGGCAAACCAUUGUGCGGAGUUUAUGAGGUUGGCGACGUAGAAGGUCUCUACCAAGAUCUGAUGGAUCUUAUUUAUCAGCUUGCAAAUCACGGUGUUAUUCACGGAGAUUUCAACGAAUUCAACAUCAUGAUAAACAACGAAGGAAAACCAAUAAUCAUUGACUUUCCUCAAAUGGUUUCGACGCAGCAUCCAAACGCUGAAUUAAUGUUUGACAGAGAUGUGAACUGUAUUCGAGACUUUUUCAGAAGACGUUUUGCGUACGAAAGUGAAUUCCAUCCAAAGUUUUCGGAUAUCUCGCGUGAAGAUUGCGUAGACAUAGAAGUAAGCGCGAGCGGAUUGACAAAGAAAAUGGAAAAAGAUCUAUUAAUUGAAAUGGGAAUAGAUGAAGAUGACGUGAAUAGCGAAGAUAACGAUGACAAAGUAGCUGACGAAGACAAUUUAGAAAAUGAAAUUGAAAAAUUGAAACUCGAAGUGCAGAAAGCGUCGGAAGAAGACUUCAAGGAAGACCUUGGGGAGUCCCAAAAAUCAGUCGAAACAACAGAAACUACGGAAAGAGAUAUCGAGGCAAAAGAUAUCAAAGUCGACGCCACAGCAAAGGGGCAAAAUAUUUUGGCAGAGGAUAAAGGCAUAAAAAAAUCCGAUGUCUUAGCUCAAAAUAUAAACUGUAAUGUAUCGGACGAUGAGUCAGUUUACAGCCAAGCCCAGAGUGUGGCGCAAAGUGUUAGAAGUAUUUCAACAGCGGCUACAAUCGCUCCAGAUGUAAUUAAGAAGCGAGUUAGAUCAUCGUUGGAGAAAAGAGCGAGGAAAAACAACUCUCGAAAAGUGCUUGCAAAGGGUGAGGCCAGCGCUACAACCAGAAGUCGUAGAGAAAAUCGCGACAACAUCAAAGAAUCUACCGGCUCUGGUAUUUGGGGCUGCGAAUGAUUGUCUGGACAUGUUAUCGCGGAACUUUUGUCAAGGAAAAAUCGAUUGUUGAAUGAAUCUGAGGUUUACAAUACGAUGCUUGAUUUUUGUAUGUAUGUGUACAUAUUCUAGUGAUUUUUUUUUUGUUUUUUCAUUCGAUCGAUUAGUUGAACUAUAGAUAGUAGGACUGUGC
Messenger RNA from Diprion similis, 1798 nucleotides. It is a transcript of the gene RIOK2, whose product is annotated as serine/threonine-protein kinase RIO2. Bases 127 to 1626 code for a protein of 499 amino acids. Gene Ontology annotation, biological process: protein phosphorylation; maturation of SSU-rRNA. NCBI's taxonomy places the organism in Eukaryota, Metazoa, Arthropoda, Insecta, Hymenoptera, Diprionidae. Gene Ontology annotation, cellular component: preribosome, small subunit precursor; cytosol; nucleus. The transcript has 5 exons. Gene Ontology annotation, molecular function: protein serine/threonine kinase activity; ATP binding. The record is from RefSeq and is a predicted model, not a curated record.